AUGGCGGAUUUAGUGCCGGGAACUUCUUCCGAUGAUACAUUUUCACAAGAUGAUACUGAUCCUGAAUUGAUAUUUCUUGAUUUUAGCCGUAGUUUAGACAGAUUAGCUACUUGCGGUGAUUAUGGCUUCAUCGUGUAUAAAACGAGAGAUUAUGAAACGCCGCAUAUUAUUUAUGAAAUGUGCAGACGUCCGCUACAGAAACGCUAUUUGACGUUUGUGAAUGAUGUGAUCUUAGUUGAAUGCUUUUCACCGAUACAUAAAUAUGCUGUGGUAUUAGGCAAACAUCCGCAUACAUUGCAUUUCUAUGACGCAUCGAUAAGUUCUUGCACCGGUAAAAGUCAUUUUCCGGAACGAAUCCUAAGCGUACGCUCAUGCUCAACGGUAAUAGCUGUCGGACUUGAAAACGAAAUACAAUGUUUUUGCAUAUAUAUGGAAAACUAUGAAAAUCUUGAAAGUUAUAUUAGAGUUGUAAAACUUCCUUCUCCAACCAGCUUUUCGUUACUUAUGGAUUUAACCGGUGAGGAAAGACCUCAUUUGGCUUAUCCGGAUUCUACUACUACAGGCCUUGUUGCUGUACACGAUAUUUGCGCCUGGACACAUUCUAAAAAAUUGAUAAAUGCGCAUAAUCAUCCAAUUGCCGCCUUACGUUUCAACGACGAUGCUACGUUGCUUGCAACAGCAUCAAACAUUGCCACAGUGAUUCGUGUCUAUGCGGUCCGCAAGCAAGAAUGUCUCUUUGUGUUCCGUCGAGGAUUAGCUCGGACUGUAACCGUAAAUUCAAUGGCAUUUAGUGCUGAUUCGAGAUUUCUUUGUUUGACCAGUAAUACGGAAACCAUUCAUGUAUUCAAACUGGAAGGAACUUUACCAAAAUUUCUCCAUCUGGAAGAUGAAUUAUUGCAGAAGUCGUUGGAACAGUCAAUGCCGCCUCAGCCAGUUGGAUGGUACGACUAUUUGGCUGGACCUACUCGUGCUGCUACAGAAUAUUUGGCACCAGCACGUGAUUUUGCUUCAGCAACUUUACCGGAAAUUGGAAACGUGAAUAUAGCUUGUUUAAAAAAGAUUAAUGGUAAAUUGCAUAUAUUAGCGGCUAUUUCUUCCAGAAAAUUUUUCGCAUUUUUAGUUAACGAAGAAGAAGGAGGGCCUUGCACUUUAGUAAAUAGUGGAAAGCUUAUUUCUAAAGUGACAUUAUAA
Messenger RNA from Brugia malayi, 1191 nucleotides. RefSeq names its product putative WD-repeats containing protein YFR021w, putative. Bases 1 to 1191 code for a protein of 396 amino acids. Gene Ontology annotation, biological process: protein lipidation; protein localization to phagophore assembly site; nucleophagy. Lineage: Eukaryota; Metazoa; Nematoda; Chromadorea; Rhabditida; Onchocercidae. Gene Ontology annotation, molecular function: protein binding; phosphatidylinositol-3,5-bisphosphate binding; phosphatidylinositol-3-phosphate binding. The transcript is spliced from 10 exons. The record is from RefSeq and is a predicted model, not a curated record. Gene Ontology annotation, cellular component: phagophore assembly site membrane; extrinsic component of membrane; cytosol.